This is a messenger RNA of Verticillium alfalfae VaMs.102, 726 nucleotides long. Its product is annotated as pre-rRNA-processing protein PNO1. The transcript is spliced from 3 exons. Lineage: Eukaryota; Fungi; Ascomycota; Sordariomycetes; Glomerellales; Plectosphaerellaceae. The record is from RefSeq and is a predicted model, not a curated record. Bases 1 to 726 code for a protein of 241 amino acids. Gene Ontology annotation, cellular component: nucleolus.
AUGCCUGCGCCAACCGCCCUCCAGGUGGUCGACGAUACCCCGCCAUCAACCGUCUCUCUGCCCGAAACCAACGACGAAGAACUCCUUCUCGACGCCCCCGACCUCCCCGCCGAAGGCGACCUGAUCCUGCAAAAGGUUCCGAACGAUGAGCACACAGCCGACAUGAUCAUCGACGAGGAGAACCGCCCCCGCUUCGCCCCCGGCAACGACAUUUCCACCUCCAAAGAAGUCCAGACACGCAAGGUCCCCAUCCCGCCGCACCGCUUUACCCCUCUCAAGACCAACUGGAUCAACAUCUACACACCCCUCGUCGACCACCUCAAGCUCCAGGUCCGCAUGAACCCGCGCCGCAAGUCUGUCGAGCUCCGCACUUCCAAGCACACCCUCGACGACAGCGCUCUGCAAAAGGGCGAGGAUUUUGUCCGCGCCUUCACCCUCGGCUUCGACGUCGACGACGCCAUUGCCCUGCUGCGUCUCGACGACCUCUACAUCGAGACCUUUGAGAUCAAGGACGUCAGGCAGGUCAUGGGCGACAACGCCCAAACAAGAGCCGUCGCACGCAUCGCCGGUUCCGGCGGCAAGGUCAAGGUACGUUCAGACAUCCCAGAGAGCCAAAGGAGGAGAGACCGCUCCUGUCACAAAACCAUGACCAACAGCAUUCCCUGCUGCCGGGGGGAAACAACUCACGAACUGCCUCUCGAAAAAUACAAAGAAGCUGAAUGCUGA